Messenger RNA from Pseudoliparis swirei, 3578 nucleotides. Its product is annotated as nardilysin-like. Lineage: Eukaryota; Metazoa; Chordata; Actinopteri; Perciformes; Liparidae. Bases 83 to 3325 code for a protein of 1080 amino acids. The transcript is spliced from 31 exons. Gene Ontology annotation, biological process: proteolysis. Gene Ontology annotation, molecular function: metal ion binding; metalloendopeptidase activity. The record is from RefSeq and is a predicted model, not a curated record.
UCAGCCAAUCGCAUCGCUCGUUGUUGGGGAACCCGCACGCCGAGGAGAGAGCUCCGUGCUGCCGUCAACAGGAGGAAGGAGGAUGCCGCAGACAAAGAAAUCCAGAAUCGCUCCGGCCCAAGGUGGAGCCCCAGUAGACCCGGUGGAGGUCCAGGCGGCAGGUGGAGGAGAAGAGGACAAUGUUGGAGACGACGACAUCGUCAAGUCCCCCAGUGACCCCAAACAGUACAGGUACCUCGUGCUGGACAACGGCCUGCGAGCGCUGCUCAUCUCAGACUACAGCAGUGCAGCUGAGGACGACGAGGGGGAGGAGGAGGAGGAAGAGGAGGAUGAUGAGGAUGAAUCUGGAGAUGAAACUGAGGAAGAGGACGACGAUGACUACGGGAGGGGCAGCGACGACGACGAGGGGAAGAAGAAGAAGAAGAAUUCAGAGAAGCAGUCGGCAGCGGCGCUGUGUGUCGGCGUGGGCAGCUUCAGCGACCCCGGCGACCUCCCCGGCCUCGCUCACUUCCUGGAGCACAUGGUGUUUAUGGGCAGCCAGAAGUACCCCUCAGAAAACGGCUUUGACUCGUUCCUGAAGAGGCACGGCGGCAGCGACAACGCCUCCACCGACUGCGAGAGGACCGUCUUCCAGUUCGACGUCCAGAGGAGGGGCUUCAAGGAGGCGCUCGACAGGUGGGCUCAGUUCUUCAUCUGCCCGCUGAUGAUCCGCGACGCCAUCGACCGCGAGGUGGAGGCUGUGGACAGCGAGUUCCAGCUGGCGAAGCCGUCGGACUCCCAGAGGAAGGAGAUGCUGUUUGGCAGUUUGGCCAAACCCGGACACCCUAUGGGCAAAUUCGGCUGGGGCAACGCCAAGACGCUGAAGCACGAGCCGAAGAAGAAGAAGAUCAACGUGUACAAGCGUCUGCGGGCCUUCUGGAAGAAGCACUACUCGGCCCACUACAUGACGCUGGCCGUGCAGUCCAAAGAGAAGCUGGACACUCUGGAGGAGUGGGUGAGAGAGAUCUUCAGCAAGGUGCCCAACAACGAUCGAGCCAAGCCAGACUUCUCUGCUCUGCUGGAUCCCUUCGACACGCCGGCCUUCACCCGGCUCUACAGGGUCGUCCCCGUAGGGAAAGUUCACGCUUUGAACAUCACCUGGGCCCUCCCCCCCCAGGGGGACCAGUACAGGGUGAAACCUCUCCACUACAUCUCCUGGCUGAUUGGCCAUGAGGGCUCGGGCAGCAUCCUGUCGGUGCUCAGGAAGAAGUGCUGGGCCUUGGCUUUGUUCGGAGGCAACAGUGAAACCGGCUUCGACCAGAACACCACCUACUCCAUCUUCUCCAUCUCCAUCACGCUCACGGACCUCGGCUUACAGAACUUCUACGAGGUGACUCACCUGGUGUUCCAGUACCUAAAGAUGCUGCAGACACUCGGACCACAGCAGAGAGUCUAUGAGGAGAUCCAGAAGAUCGAAGCCAACGAGUUCCUCUACCAGGAGCAGGUGGACCCUCUGGACUAUGUGGAGGAUCUCUGUGAGAACAUGCAGCUGUUCCCCAGAGAACACCUGCUGACCGGAGACCAGCUGCUGUUCCACUUCCAGCCACAGGUGAUCAGUGCCGCUCUGGCCCUCCUCACCCCCGACCGAGCCAACCUGAUGCUGUUGUCCCCGGAGCACGAGGGCCGCUGCCCCCUCAGGGAGGCGUGGUUCGGCACACACUACAGCGUGGAGGACGUCCAGCAGCAGUGGGCGGAGCAGUGGACGACAGGGAACCUGCAGCUCAACGCUGAGCUCUCUCUUCCGGCCGAAAACAAGUUCAUCGCCACCGAUUUCAGCCUGAAGCCGUCCGACCGCCCCGACUCAGAGUUUCCUCUCCGGAUAGUCCACAGUGACCUAGGCUGCCUGUGGUACAAGAAGGACACGGCCUUCCACAUCCCUAAGGCCUACAUCAGGUUCCACUUGAUUUCUCCUGUGAUCCAGAAAUCUGCUAAGAACGUGGUCCUGUUUGACCUGCUGGUGAACAUCCUGGGUCAUGACCUCUCGGGUCCGGCCUAUGAGGCUGAAGUCGCUCAGCUGGAGUACAAACUGAGAGCCGGAGAGCACGGCCUGGAGCUGACGGUGAAGGGCUUCAACCACAAGCUGCCUCUGCUGUUCCACCUGAUCGUGGACCACCUGGCCAGCUUCUCCUCGUCUCCCGCUGUGUUCAACAUGUUCUGUGAGCAGCUCAAGAAAACCUACUACAACAUCCUCAUCCGGCCGGAGAAGCUCGGGAAAGAUGUGCGCCUCCUGGUCCUGGAGCACUCCCGCUGGUCCAUGGUGCAGAAGUACGAGGUUCUGUCUGCCGGUCUGACCAGCGACGACUUGAUGGACUUCAGCCGGUGCUUCCGGUCCGAGCUGUACGCCGAGGGUCUGGUCCAGGGCAACAUCAGCGCCGCCGAGUCUGAGCAGUUCCUCCAUUACAUCACCGAAAAGUUGCAGUUCUCCAAGCUGCCAGUAGAGGUGCCGGUGAUGUUCCAGGUGGUGGAGCUACCUCUGGAGCGCCACAUCCUGAAGGUCAAGUCCCUCAACAAGGGAGACGCCAACUCUGAGGUCACCGUCUACUACCAGUCCGGCCCAAAGCUCCUGAGGGAACACACCCUGGUGGAGCUGUUGGUGAUGCACAUGGAGGAGCCCUGCUUUGACUUCCUCCGGACCAAAGAGACUCUUGGGUACCACGUUUAUCCCACCUGCAGGAAUACCUCCGGUGUUCUGGGGUUCUCUGUCACCGUGGAAACGCAGGCCACCAAGUUCAACACGGAGGAGGUGGAGCUGAAGAUUGAAGAGUUCCUGUCCUCCUUUGGGGAGACGCUGUCGUCCCUCUCUGAGGACGCCUUCAGGACCCAGGUGACGGCCCUGGUGAAGCUGAAGCAGUGUGAGGACACACACCUGGGGGAGGAGGUGGACAGGAACUGGGCCGAGGUGGUUACGCAACAGUUUGUGUUCGACAGGCUCAACAGAGAGAUCGAGGCUCUGAAGCUGAUGAGCCACCAGGAGCUCGUCUCCUGGUUCAAGGAGCACCGAGGAGGCAGCGGGCGGAAACUCAGUGUGCACGUGGUGGGGUUUGGUGCUAAAGAGCAGGAUGAGGAGGAGGAGGAGGAGGAGGACGACGACAACGGCGGCGGUGAGAAACGAGAAGGAGCGGCGUGCCGAGAGGAGGACCUAAGCUUCGCCUCCUCCUACGGCGAGGUGUCGAAGCUCACCUUCCUGCCUGCCUCGCCCAAGAUGGCGGGCGCCGUCACCAUCAUGGACAUCGCUGCGUUUGUGGAAGACCUGCCGCUCUUCCCCUACCACAAGAUCCUCCAAUGAACACACACACGCACACACACUCACACACACACAGUGACUAUAGAGUUUCCCUUUUUUAGCCGAGUGGUCCUUUCCUGCCUUCCUUACACGUGACUGUGCUCUCCUCAGACAGCAGGGGGCGCUCUCCUCUCUCCCUCACAGACUGAAAGAACCUUCUGGAUUAAAAUGUUCAUUUAUUGGGUUUAAUAUUGUUUUUAAAGAGCUGUGAAAGCUGCAGAGAAUAAACCAAUGAGAGGAAACAUGCUUCAAUCUA